AUGGACAGUGGGAUUGAAUGUAGCCUUAACACGUUUGCUGACAAUACCAAGCUGUGUGGUGUGGCUGACACCCCAGAGGGAAAGAACGCCAUCCAGAAGGAUCUUGACAGGCUGGAGAAGUGGGCCAAUGCCAAUCUCAUUAAGUUCAACAAAGUCAAGUGCAAGAACCUGUUCUCUUCUCCCACUGCUACCGAGUCCUGUUAUUUUGAACUAGAUGCGGCAAAAGAAUGGAAUGGCAGAUGGGACUGCUCCAUAUUUUAUGCCUUAGGGGAGAAGAAGAAUGCAAGGGCAUGCAGAGAACAUGUGUGGUCCAGUAACAGUCUGUCAAGUCAAACCUGCAGCAAUGUGGAAGCUGAUGCAGCCCAACAGUUUCAGUAUGCAGUGAGAGUUAUUGGAAGCAACUUUGCUCCCACUGUUGAACGGGAUGAAUUUCUUGUAGCGGAGAAAAUCAAGAAAGAACUUGUGCGUCAGAGAAGGGAAGCAGAUGCUGCUUUGUUCUCAGAACUCUACAGAAAACUUAGUUCACAGGGCAUUUUGAAAAACAAAUGGUCAAUACUCUACCUCUUGCUUAGCCUUAGUGAAGAUCCACGUAAGCAGUCUAACAAGGUAUCAAGUUAUGCCACACUUUUUGCUCAAGCUUUGCCACGGGAUGCUCAUUCAACCCCUUAUUACUAUGCCAGGCCUCAAAGCCUUCCGCUCAAUUACCAAGACCGCAGUGCUCAGUCUGCCCAGAGUUCUGGCAGCAUGGGGAGCAGUGGGAUCAGCAGCAUCAGCCUGUAUGCCCUGAAUGGGCCAACGCCAACUCCACAGUCACUCCUUCCUGGACAGUCCUAUCAAGCUCCAAGUGUUGGAGAUUGCCUCCGCCAGCAAUUAGGGUCACGACUUGCAUGGACUCUAGCCACAAACCAGCCUUCUUUACAAAGCACUACCUCAAAAGGCUUUUCAAAUCCUGUCUCCCGUGGUGUGCCAAGGUCAAGGCGAGAAGGGGAUACAAGUGGCUCUGUUGAAAUAACUGAAGCAAACCUUGUAAGAGAUGUGUUGUAUGUCUUCCAGGGAAUAGAUGGCAAAAACAUAAAAAUGUGCAAUUCUGAAAAUUGCUAUAAAGUGGAGGGAAAGGUGAGCUUGUCCAAAUCUCUCAGAGAUACCACAAGCAGACUUGCAGAACUGGGAUGGCUACAUAACAAAAUAAGAAAAUACACAGACCAGAGGAGUUUGGAUCGUGCUUUUGGACUUGUAGGACAGAGUUUUUGUGCAGCCUUACAUCAGGAACUUAAAGAAUACUACCGACUUCUAUCUGUUUUACAUUCUCAGUUGCAAUUGGAAGAUGAUCAGGGUGUGAAUCUGGGACUUGAGAGCAGUUUAACACUUCGCCGUCUCCUAGUCUGGACAUACGAUCCUAAAAUAAGGUUAAAGACCCUUGCAGCACUUGUUGAUCACUGUCAAGGAAGAAAAGGGGGUGAGCUAGCCUCAGCAGUUCAUGCCUAUACUAAAACAGGAGAUCCCUACAUGAGAUCUUUGGUUCAGCACAUUCUUGGCCUAGUAUCCCAUCCUGUACUGAAUUUCCUGUAUCGCUGGAUUUACGAUGGAGAGCUGGAGGAUACAUACCAUGAGUUUUUUGUAGCUUCAGAUCCUACAGUUAAAACUGAUCGACUGUGGCACGACAAAUACACAUUGAGGAAAUCAAUGAUCCCUUCUUUUAUUACAAUGGAGCAAUCCAAAAAGGUCCUCCUAAUAGGAAAAUCCAUAAACUUCUUGCACCAAGUUUGUCAUGAUCAAACUCCAUCCACAAAGAUGAUUGCUGUGGCGAAGUCUGCGGAGUCUUCAAAAGAUGCUGCUGAUUUGUUCACAGAUCUGGAAAAUGCAUUUCAAGAAAAGAUUGAUGCAGCUUAUUUUGAGACCAGCAAAUACCUGCUGGAUGUUCUCAAUAAGAAGUACAAUUUACUGGAACAUAUGCAGGCCAUGAGGCGCUACUUACUACUUGGUCAAGGAGACUUUAUCAGACAUUUAAUGGACUUGCUCAAGCCAGAGCUUGCACGACCAGCUACGACCUUAUAUCAACAUAAUCUGACUGGAAUCCUUGAAACAGCGGUGAGGGCAACUAAUGCCCAAUUUGAUAAUCCAGAGAUUCUCAAACGACUCGAUGUUCGACUUCUGGAGGUAUCUCCAGGGGACACUGGAUGGGAUGUCUUCAGCCUAGACUAUCACGUUGAUGGGCCAAUAGCAACGGUAUUUACACGUGAAUGCAUGAGCCAUUAUCUAAGAGUAUUUAACUUUCUUUGGAGAGCGAAGCGAAUGGAGUAUAUUCUUACUGAUAUAUGGAAGGGACACAUGUGCAAUGCAAAGCUUCUGAAAAGUAUACCAGAGCUUUCUGGGGUGCUGCAUCAGUGUCACGUUCUGGCAUCAGAAAUGGUCCAUUUCAUUCAUCAAAUGCAGUAUUACAUUACAUUUGAGGUGCUUGAAUGUUCGUGGGAUGAACUCUGGAACAAGGUCCAACAAGCACAGGACUUGGAUCACAUCAUUGCAGCUCAUGAGAUUUUUCUAGACACCAUCAUAGCUCGAUGCUUGCUGGAUAGUGAUUCCAGGGAACUUCUCAACCAGCUUCGAGCUGUUUUUGAUCAGAUCAUUGAGCUCCAGAAUACCCAAGAUGCAAUGUACAGAGCUGCUUUGGAGGAGUUGCAGCUGAGAUUGCAAUUUGAAGAGAGGAAAAAACAGCGUGAGCUUGAGGGCAAGUGGGGUGUAACUGCAUCAGAAGAGGAAGAAGAGAGCAAGAGGAUGAAAGAAUUUCAAAACUCUAUACCCAAAAUGUGCUCACAGCUCCGACUGCUCACUCAUUUUUACCAGGGAAUUGUCCAGCAGUUCUUGGUGCUGCUGACAACCAGUUCUGACGAAAGCCUUCGGUUCCUUAGCUUUAGAUUGGACUUCAAUGAACAUUAUAAAGCAAGAGAGCCAAGGCUUCGUGUAUCAUUGGGCACUAGAGGCAGACGAAGCUCACACAUGUGAAACAACAGCUGAGACUGCACCUUGGUACCUGAAGGAUGUUGCACCUCUGGUUGGACAAGGCCAUCAGUGCUGACAUCCUGCAGCCAAACUGCGUGUGAUCGGUGUCUGCCAUUUCUUCAGGCAAUGUGUUUUCAGUCAUGUGCUUGUGUGACACUGUAUAGCAGAAAGCAAAAAAAGUAGGGUUUUUUACACUGAUGUUUCUAGAAUUACCAGACUGAGUGGGCUGAUUGAACCUCUUCCAACCAACUUCUUAAAUCAUCCUUUUAAAUGAAUGCCAAUUUUAUUUGAAGCUUUCUGAGCUCUCUCCCAUGUAACUUAUAUCUGUGUC
Messenger RNA from Chaetura pelagica (chimney swift), 3328 nucleotides. RefSeq names its product tubulin, gamma complex associated protein 3 (gene TUBGCP3). Gene Ontology annotation, cellular component: equatorial microtubule organizing center; spindle pole; gamma-tubulin small complex. Lineage: Eukaryota; Metazoa; Chordata; Aves; Apodiformes; Apodidae. The coding region runs from base 1 to 3000 and encodes 999 amino acids. The transcript is spliced from 23 exons. Gene Ontology annotation, biological process: cytoplasmic microtubule organization; meiotic cell cycle; spindle assembly. The record is from RefSeq and is a predicted model, not a curated record. Gene Ontology annotation, molecular function: microtubule minus-end binding; gamma-tubulin binding.